Eptesicus fuscus (big brown bat) is the source of this 1878-nucleotide messenger RNA. RefSeq names its product BPI fold containing family B member 4 (gene BPIFB4). NCBI's taxonomy places the organism in Eukaryota, Metazoa, Chordata, Mammalia, Chiroptera, Vespertilionidae. The record is from RefSeq and is a predicted model, not a curated record. The coding region runs from base 1 to 1878 and encodes 625 amino acids. Gene Ontology annotation, molecular function: lipid binding. The transcript is spliced from 17 exons.
AUGUGGACGGCGUGGUGUGUGGCUGCUCUGUCUGUGGCAGCCGUGUGUGGCACGCCCCAAGAAACAAACACGGUCCUCAGGGUUACCAAGGAUGUGCUGAGCAAUGCCUUUUCCAGCAACCUGCAGCAGAGCGAUGCUCUCCACUCAGCCCUGAGGGAGGUGCCCAUGGGUGCUGGUGGUGUUCCUUACAAUGAUUUCCAUGUCCGAGAUCGCCCCCCAAAGUAUACGAAUGGCAACCAGCUUGGCGGGAAUUACAAGUAUGGUCACCUCAAAACCAAUGACAACACCGCUCAGCUCGGGGGCAAAUACCGAUACGGUGAAGUCCUUGAUUCUGAUGGACACGUAAGAGACCUCCGAAACGUAAAAGAACUCCGAAGUGUCGACUACCCCACGGCUGAGGAUGCACACGGUGGCCACAGGGGCCACCGGCUGUAUAAGUCGGCCGAAGGUGCAGCAUCCGUUGGCAGGCUUCACCGGCGAGAACUGCGGCCGGGAGAGAUCCCACCCGGGGUGGCCACGGGGGCCCUGGGCUCUGGGGGUUUGCUGGGCACUGGUGGCAUUCUGGCAACCAACGGCAUCCUGUCGGGCCAAGGUGGCCUGCUUGGCGGAGGUGGUCUUCUUGGUGACGGAGGACUUCUCGGAGGAGGGGGCGUCUUGGGCGUGCUCGGCGAGGGAGGCAUCCUGAGCACGGUGCAAGGCAUCACAGGGCUGCGAAUUGUGGAGCUGACCCUCCCUCGGGUGUCCGUUCGGCUCCUGCCCGGCGUGGGCGUCUACCUGAGCUUGUACACCCGCGUGGCCAUCAACGGGAAGAGUCUCAUUGGCUUCCUGGACAUCGCAGUAGAGGUGAACAUUACGGCCAAGGUCCGGCUGACCAUGGACCGCACAGGCUACCCGAGGCUGGUCAUCGAGAGAUGUGACACCCUCCUGGGGGGUAUCAAAGUCAGGCUGCUGCGAGGGCUGCUCCCCAACCUUGUGGACAACUUAGUGAACCGAGUCCUGGCCAAUGUCCUCCCUGACUUGCUCUGCCCCAUUGUGGACGUCGUGCUGGGUCUGGUGAACGACCAGCUGGGUCUGGUGAACUCUCUGAUUCCUCUGGGGAUAUUGGGAAGUGUCCAGUACACCUUCUCCAGCCUCCCGCUUGUGACUGGGGAAUUCCUGGAGCUGGACCUCAACACUCUGGUUGGGGAGGCUGGCGGAGGGCUCAUCGACUACCCGCUGGGGCGUCCAGCCAAGGCUCCCAGGCCAACGAUGCCAGAACUGCCCCCCAUGGGCGACAACACCAACUCCCAACUGGCCAUUUCUGCCAACUUCCUGGGCUCAGUGCUGACUCUCCUGCAGAAGGAAGGGGCACUGGAUAUUGACAUCACCAAUGGCAUGUUUGAAGAACUUCCUCCACUCACCACGGCCACGCUGGGAGCCCUGAUUCCCAAGGUGUUCCAGCAGUACCCCGAGUCCCUGCCACUCACCAUCAGGAUCCAGGUGCCCAACCCACCGUCAGUGACGCUGCAGAAGGACAAGGCCCUGGUAAAGGUGUUUGCCACCUCUGAGAUCAUGGUGUCCCAGCCCAAUGACGUGGAGACCACGAUCUGCGUCAUCGAUGUGGACACAGAACUGUUGGCCUCGUUCUCCGUGGAGGGCGAUAAGCUCAUGAUCGACGCCAAGCUGGACAAGACCAGCCUGAACCUCAGAACCUCAAAUGUGGGCAAUUUUGAUGUUGGCCUCAUGGAGAUGCUGGUGGGGAAGAUCUUUGAUCUGGCGUUUAUGCCCGCGAUGAACGCUGUGCUGGGUUCUGGUGUCCCUCUCCCCAAAAUCCUUAACAUCGACUUCAGCAACGCAGACAUCGACGUCUUGGAGGACCUUCUGGUGCUGAGCGCCUGA